Molecule: messenger RNA, 2195 nt
Organism: Dreissena polymorpha
Lineage: Eukaryota; Metazoa; Mollusca; Bivalvia; Myida; Dreissenidae
Product: prostaglandin E2 receptor EP4 subtype-like
Exons: 3
Coding region: 481-1995 (504 amino acids)
Biological process (GO): positive regulation of cytosolic calcium ion concentration; inflammatory response; adenylate cyclase-activating G protein-coupled receptor signaling pathway
Cellular component (GO): plasma membrane
Molecular function (GO): G protein-coupled receptor activity
Source: RefSeq, a predicted model, not a curated record
UAUGAAGGAAGUAUUUGAGAAAAUGGUAAAUGGAGAUUUAUGCAAUGAUAUUUUACAUUCUAAGUGCAAAUGUGGAUCUACUGAAGAUAAACACAACCUGAUGAGUCCUGGAAUUAACACAACGCAUGUACAGGCGACCAAAAUAAGCCCUAAAUCAGUGUCAUUUGUAUUGAUAUUGAACACGUGAAAGUUUUCUUACAAACCGUUCACAGUUUUCAAAUGGACGCUUCUUGCAGUAUGAAAUGUUCUCCAAUACCGAUAGCUAAAUACAGAGUAGCGGACUGCAAAAGGCACACACACAGGGACUGUUGUUCCACUCGAAGGCAGAACAGUUCGGAUCAACUGUGACAGACUCCGAACAAGCAAUUGUUAAUAGCACUUCGCUUUGGAUAAAACCAAUAUCAAUAUACAAUAAAUUGUAUAUUUUCACAUCAGAUGAUUUUUUAUAAUGUAUAGACUUAUUUUUAUUCAUGAAGUGAUAUGGAAAAUAAUUUAUUUGUGAAUGUUUCUUUUUUUGAGAAUCCGGGGGACUUGUUAAAUGGAACAAGCGGCAAUCAAACUGCAAUGUUAGUAAAACUCUCCGCGAUAAAGAAGCAAAACAGUGUUGUCGACAGCAGCAUCAUGUUCAGCAUGGGCGUGUUUGGGAACGCGCUUGCGCUCAUUGUGCUUCAAAGGUCCCCGGGACACCAGAAACGGAAAUUGUUCUACAGACUGGUUGCCGGUCUAACGAUCACUGACCUUGUGGGUACAACCAGUUUGAGUCCGUUAGUGAUUGCUACGUAUGUCAAUGAUUUCAAAUGGAUUGGUGGAAUUCAUGUGUGUAAAUACUUCGGAUUUAUGAUGGUGUUCUCCGGAGUUGCGACUUCUACAAUAGUGUGUUUAAUGGCCAUCGAAAGGUUGAUUUCCAUAAGACAUCCAUAUCUGUAUUAUGCUCGACUUCGCAAGAAGCAUGCUAACUAUUUUCUUCUCAGUGCCUGGACGUUCGCAGCGUCAGUUGCGAGCCUGCCUCUAGUUGGUUUUGGAGAAAUAGUUCUGCAGUAUCCGUACACUUGGUGCUUCAUAGACUAUUAUACCGACAAUAAAACCGAUCGAGGAUAUAAUUGCUUGUUUGCAUUCCUAGAACUUCUCAUGAUUACAGUAACGGUCACGUGUAACUGUAUAGUUCUGUAUACGCUAUUACGCACAAAGCUGCGCGGUCUGUCCGGCCGGAAGAAUAGUUUCACGGACUCUCGGACGUUCUCCGGCUACUCGCGGCGCUACGCGGAGUGUCAGAUGGCGGUGCUGCUGAUCGGUAUCACCGUGGUGUUCAGCUCCUGCUACCUUCCACUUAUUAUUCGCAUUGUACUAAACCAAACGAAGCUGCUUCCUGUGAACAUGCGCACUGAUCUGCUCAUUAUCCGCUUCGCCUCGCUCAAUCAGAUCCUUGACCCAUGGGUGUACAUCCUUUUGCGUCGCGAGGUCGUCUCUCGUCUCAUCUUUACCAUACGGACACUCGUCUCUGCCAAAACCGCUGAGGCACAGAUCAAAACCUUUCGCCGGCAAGACUCGUCGUAUUCCGCAAAGGACUCAAAUUACACGUGUUGCACUUUCUGUUUUCAUUGUUUAUGUGAUCCACCCCUGCAAAAGCGUGCUAUCACAGUGUCCGGGAAUCACGAUAGCGACUACAUGUCCGGGUCAAUGUCUCCAAGACUUCCGACUAACAAGCUCGCUAUUGGAGUUAUCCGAAAUGUGAUGCUUCCAAAUACCAGUAAUGACUCACCCGCCGCGUUAGCGAAACGCUCGCACGUUAUCGCCGGCCUAAAGCGUCAAGCAUCUGUUGAUUUAGAAAUUGUAAGUAACCCGCCUGAUAACCCAUGUGAUCCUUUAAUGAAACCUUUUGAAUCUAGCUACUGCGUUGCAGACUACAAAAUAAGUUAUUCAUACAAAAUACGUAGUGAUAAACUAUUGACUAACAUAGCAGAAGAAUCUGUUCGUGAAGAUAUGGACAGUCUGUAAACAUUUCCUGCCAAACAUUCCAGCCAUCUUUAUACUUAAAAAAAACUUGUAUAAAAUGUAUACUACAUCGUUGUUGCACCAUUGGUAAAUAUAUAAUUACUAUUUAAAAAACAAUUAUGCUUGUAAAGUAAUAUUUGCAUAAUAAUGCAUUAAUUUCAUAAACAUUUGUGUGAUUAUAAAUCCAAUUGUCUGCGUGUGUA